Molecule: messenger RNA, 1347 nt
Organism: Ceraceosorus guamensis
Lineage: Eukaryota; Fungi; Basidiomycota; Exobasidiomycetes; Ceraceosorales; Ceraceosoraceae
Exons: 1
Coding region: 99-1277 (392 amino acids)
Source: RefSeq, a predicted model, not a curated record
UUUUUUUUGCUGCGGCAUCUUCAUCCUUGCACUUGCAACAACAAUCUCGAAGCACUUCUAGCAGUCAACGCCAACACACCUACACUCUCUACUCAAACAUGACCGCGAUUCGCUUCAACUCAGCAUUCAUCCUCGCCGUCCUGGCUUUCGUCGCUGCAACUGACGCGGCUCCUCUUCCCGUCGAGCAUGGCGAAGGCUCCCUCUUCGCGGCCCGUGCUCCGAAAGGGUUCGGAAAGAACGUCGGCGCUCAAGCAGUUGGUGGUCUCGCUGGAUCUCUCCCUAUGCUGGGCAUGAUGGCUCUGCCAUCCCUGGGUGCUCGCGACAUCGACGAGUCCCUUGAAGCUCGUUCGCCCAAGGGUGGGAGAGGAGGGGGAGGAGGAUUCGGAAAGGAUGUCGCCGCUCAAGCAGUUGGUGGUCUCGCUGGAUCUCUCCCCAUGAUGGGCAUGAUGGGUUUGCCAGCCUUGGGCCUCCGCGACGUCGACGAGUCCCUUGAAGCUCGUUCGCCCAAGGGAGGCAGGGGAGGAGGGGGAGGAGGAUUCGGAAAGGAUGUCGCCGCUCAAGCAGUUGGUGGUCUCGCUGGGUCUCUCCCUAUGAUGGGCAUGAUGGCUAUGCCAUCCUUGGGCCUUCGCGACGUCGAGUCCCUCGAAGCUCGUUCGCCCAGGGGAGGAAGGGGAGGCGGGGGAGGAGGAUUCGGGAAGGAUGUCGCCGCUCAAGCAGUUGGUGGUCUCGCUGGAUCUCUCCCCAUGAUGGGCAUGAUGGCUAUGCCAUCCCUGGGUGCUCGCGACGUUGAAGAGACGUAUCACAUCGACACACUGAUGCAGCGAGGAUUCAAGAUUCCUAACCCCUUCAAGGGCAAGGGCAAGGGCAAGACGGACACACCCACGCCGGGCAAGCCUAACGCGGACACACCGGGCCAGCCCAACCCAGCAGGUGCACCAGAAAAAGGGCCUGGCAUGGGGGCCAGUGUUUUGGGGCAGGCCGCCGGUGGCCUCGCCGGGUCAUUGCCUUUCAUGAUGAUGCCGUCUAUGGGUGGUGGUGGCGAGCAGACCGCACCUGCACCCGCCGCACGUGACGUCCAGAACUCUGCUCAAUGGGAGGACGAGUACGGCCAGCACCUCGACCGUCGCUUGGCAGGAGCGGCUAUUGGUGCCCUCGGCAGAGGUGCAGCGGGCGCUUUCGGAAAGAUGGGCGGAAGCGCUGGAAUGAAGGGCAUCGGCGGUGACUUGGUCGGUGGCCUCGCUGGUUCUGCCCCCAUGAUGUUCAACAACAAGCAGUAGACUGCCGGCUCCUUCGUCUGUGAUAGAUUGUAGUUGAUCAGAUGCAAUAAACGGUGUCAAAGCACACGCU